Messenger RNA from Peromyscus eremicus (cactus mouse), 843 nucleotides. RefSeq names its product lysosomal associated membrane protein family member 5 (gene Lamp5). The record is from RefSeq and is a predicted model, not a curated record. Bases 1 to 843 code for a protein of 280 amino acids. Lineage: Eukaryota; Metazoa; Chordata; Mammalia; Rodentia; Cricetidae. Gene Ontology annotation, cellular component: membrane. The transcript has 6 exons.
AUGGAUCUCCGAGAAAGAGCCCUUCUCAGUGGAGACAGACUUCGGAUUCUCCUGAUGCUCUUCCAUGCAAUGGCCCAAACCGUGGCAGAACAAGAAGUGGAAAAUCUUUCGGGCCUUUCCACGAACCCCGGGAAAGACAUAUUUGUGGUGCGGGAAAAUGGGACGACGUGUCUCAUGGCAGAGUUUGCAGCCAAAUUUAUUGUACCUUAUGAUGUGUGGGCCAACAAUUACGUGGAUCUGAUCACAGAACAGGCUGAGAUCGCCUUGACCCGGGGAGCUGAGGUGAAUGGCCGCUGUGGCCACAACGAGUCGGAGCUGCAGGUGUUCUGGGUAGAUCGCGCCUACACACUCAAAAUGCUAUUUGUAAAGGAAAGUCACAACACUUCCAAAGGACCAGAGGCGACUUGGAGGCUGAGCAAGGUGCAGUUUGUCUAUGAUACCUUAGAGAAGACUCACUUUAAAGACCCAGUGAGUGCUGGGAAGCACACAGCAAACUCUCAUCACCUCGCUGCCUUGGUAACCCCAGCUGGGAUGUCCUAUGAAUGUCAGGCUCAACAGUCCAUUUCUCUGGCCUCCAGUGAUCCGCAGAAAACUGUCACCAUGAUUCUGUCCGCAGUGCACAUCCAACCCUUUGACAUCAUCUCUGAUUUCGUCUUCAGUGAAGAGCAUAAAUGUCCAGUGGAUGAGCGAGAGCAGUUGGAAGAGACCUUGCCCCUGAUUCUAGGUCUCAUCUUGGGCCUUGUCAUUGUGAUAACACUUGUGAUCUACCACAUCCACCAUAAAAUGACUGCCAACCAGGUGCAGAUCCCCAGAGACCGAUCCCAGUAUAAGCACAUGGGCUAA